AUGGCAAAGAAGGCUACGAAUUGGAAGUUGUGGGGGAAGAUGAUGCUCGGCGGAGGCGCAUUCUGCAUCGGCGGCCCGGCCUUCACCAUGUGGGUGACACCAACGGAGGAGGAGCUGUUCAAGAGAUACAACCCCGAGCUGCAGGCAAGGAGCCUGGCGAACCGCGAGAAGACGCAAGCCGAGUUUGACCACUUUGUCACCAAGUUGAAGGAGUACUCCAAGUCAGACAGACCGAUCUGGACGGUACGAGACGAGGACAUUGAGAGACAAAGGGUGGCACGGAUCCAAGAGCAAAAGAGAAAGGAAGCCGAGCUGAAGGCGCAGCAAGCGGCGAUGAGGCGAGAGUCGGGAAUAUCUGAUGAUCUGGACUGA
Colletotrichum destructivum is the source of this 372-nucleotide messenger RNA. RefSeq lists its product as uncharacterized. The transcript has 3 exons. Gene Ontology annotation, cellular component: mitochondrial membrane. The coding region runs from base 1 to 372 and encodes 123 amino acids. Gene Ontology annotation, biological process: mitochondrial respiratory chain complex III assembly. The record is from RefSeq and is a predicted model, not a curated record. NCBI's taxonomy places the organism in Eukaryota, Fungi, Ascomycota, Sordariomycetes, Glomerellales, Glomerellaceae.